AUGUUAUCUCAGCAAGUUGCCUAUAGGCUGCAAACCGACUCAAAUCUUCGAGUGAUGGUUUAUUGCGCUGGUGAUUCAGGCCUCACGCAAUACACCAAGUCGGAUAUUGCAUUUCCACAUCAGGUGGAACUCAAAGUAAAUCUCGAUGAAGUCAAAGCCAAUCUCAGAGGCCUGAAAAAUAGGCCGGGGACUACACAGCCUGCAGAUGUAACCAACUGGAUUCGCAAAAAGCCCAACUACCCAAACAAUAUCGUCAUGACUUAUGCGUUGACGCAAAAGAAAUUCUUCGCGCUUGCCAACCUGGUGAAGCAGCAUCCGACUGACGAUCUCGUCUCGCAGUUGAAGACACGGAAACUCAUCUCGAAGGAGCAAGUCCUACGCGAAAUGCAAAACCGCGCAAAUGACUCGGACAUUGUCGCGACGUCAAGCGUCAUGUCACUUAAAUGCCCUCUAUCUACCCUGCGCAUCCAGGUGCCUUGCCGCUCUAUCGUUUGUGCACACAACCAAUGCUUCGAUGCGUCUUCAUUCCUUGAAUUACAAAAACAAGCUCCGACUUGGACUUGCCCUGUGUGUUCCAAAGCGACUAGCUUUGAGUCUCUGCAAGUUGACCAGUACGUUGAUGACAUUCUUAAGUCAACGUCACCUGAGAUUGAGCAAGUCACCGUUGAACCUGACGGUGUAUGGUCAAGCCGCACUGAUUCAGACGCGACAAAGUUGGGAGGGAUGACUCCCGCUUCUGAUGACGACGACGACUUGAUUGAGAUCAGCGAACCAGGGAUGCCCGUUGUAAAACAGGAACCGGGACCCACGAACGUCGCUCUUGAGCGAACACCUGCGCAGUCACAGUCACGAGAGGCAUCAACCCCAUCCUCUGCGAUGCGCAUGUCCAGCAAAAAGCGACCCAUUGCUCAGGUCAUCGACCUUACUGAGAGCGGUGACGAAGAUGAAGAGUCCCCAGUUCCACCUCCUAAAAGGCCAGCUUCAAGUCUGCCAUCCCGAGCUUUUUCUCGCCAGGAUUACCAUAUGCCGCCUGCUAGCAGCCCUCUGAAUGGCGGGUCGUACCCACCGUGA
Molecule: messenger RNA, 1071 nt
Organism: Penicillium egyptiacum
Lineage: Eukaryota; Fungi; Ascomycota; Eurotiomycetes; Eurotiales; Aspergillaceae
Source: the annotation of a GenBank genome assembly